Messenger RNA from Chaetomium fimeti, 1556 nucleotides. Its product is annotated as DnaJ domain-containing protein. Gene Ontology annotation, molecular function: protein-folding chaperone binding. NCBI's taxonomy places the organism in Eukaryota, Fungi, Ascomycota, Sordariomycetes, Sordariales, Chaetomiaceae. Bases 247 to 1350 code for a protein of 367 amino acids. Gene Ontology annotation, biological process: translational initiation. Gene Ontology annotation, cellular component: cytosol. The transcript has 3 exons. The record is from RefSeq and is a predicted model, not a curated record.
ACGAGCGACGUGCAGCAGCUAGAUCACCUCUCCACACUUAGGACCUUCCAAUUCGACAUCGACAGCUCACCUGUAGCUUGCUGCGACCCGACCCGCUAGACGGACGCAGGACACUUCACUCCACGCAUGACCACCCCGACCUACUCCUAGAACACCCGCAAGAAGAGUGUCGGCGAUCAACGCGGCGACAAAGCACCCAGAGAUCUUUCCCAAGACAAUCCUCGCCGGCGCAAGAAAUCAGCCAAGAUGGUCAAGGAGACCAAGCUCUACGACCAGCUGAACAUCAGUCCCAAUGCUACGGCAGACGAUGUCAAGAAAGCCUACAGGAAAGCCGCUCUAAAAUGGCACCCUGACAAGAACAAGGACAACCCGGACGCCGCCGAAAAGUUUAAGGAGUGCUCCCAAGCCUACGAGAUCCUGUCCGAUCCGGACAAGCGCAAGAUCUAUGACCAGUUCGGGCUCGAAUACAUCCUGCGCGGUGGCGCCCCGCCGCCAGAGAGCACCGCCGCCGGCGGGAACCCCUUUGCCAGCGCCGCGGCUGGCGGCGGUGGCAUGCCCGACGGGUUUGCUUCCUUCUUUAACUCCGGGCCCGGAGCCGGCGGCGGCCCGCGAUACUCGGCCAGCUACAACUUUACCGACCCCGAAAACCUCUUCCGCAACACCUUCCGCGACAGCGGCCUGGGGAGCGACAUGUUUGAAGAGCUCUUCACGGGGGCGCGGUCAACCGCGUCCUCGGGCUCGGGUACCGGCGGGGGCGGACGGCGCAUGCGGAAUUCGUUCGGCGAGGGCAUGCGGCCUCCACGCGCGGCCACGCCCGAGGUGACGACGGUCGAGCGGCCGCUCCCGCUGUCGCUCGAGGACCUGUUCGCAGGCGUCACCAAGAAGAUGAAGAUCAAGCGAAAGAUGUUUGACGACGACGGCAAGCGCACCACCACAGACACCGUCCUGGAGGUGCCCAUCAAGCCCGGCCUCAAGAAGGGGAGCAAGAUCCGCUUCAAGGGCGUCGGGGACCAGGAAGAAGGAGGCCAGCAGGACCUAGUAUUCAUCGUCGAAGAGAAACCACACGCGCUCUUCACCCGCGACGGCGACGACAUCGUGCACACAGUCGACCUCGAGCUGAAGGAGGCCCUGACGGGCUGGAAACGCACCGUCACCACCAUCGACGGCAAGAGCCUGCACAUCGACAAGGCCGGCCCCACCCAGCCGGGCUCCUGCGACUCGUACCCGGGCCUCGGCAUGCCCGUCUCCAAGAAGCCGGGACAGCGCGGCAACUUCGUCGUGAAAUACCACGUCCGCUUUCCCAUGACGCUGAGCCCGACCCAGAAGCAGAAGUUGAGGGAUAUUUUGUAGUCCUUUUCUUUUCUUUCUUGAGGGGGAUAGCUGGGUUUCGGUUUGGAUUUUCUUUCUUGGUUUUUUUCUCUUUCUUUUUACGUUUGCGUGUUGUUGCACGUCAUAUUAUAUCACAUUAUAUCAUGAAGGGGCGUUUCGGUGUCGUGUGAGCAUGCUAUUCCGUUUGUUUCCGGUGGUGGUGAGUGAAGCUGGGGGCGGGGGUUGGU